Alexandromys fortis (reed vole) is the source of this 4612-nucleotide messenger RNA. RefSeq names its product E3 ubiquitin-protein ligase RNF26-like. NCBI's taxonomy places the organism in Eukaryota, Metazoa, Chordata, Mammalia, Rodentia, Cricetidae. Gene Ontology annotation, molecular function: ubiquitin protein ligase activity. Gene Ontology annotation, biological process: protein ubiquitination; ubiquitin-dependent protein catabolic process. The transcript has a single exon. The record is from RefSeq and is a predicted model, not a curated record. Bases 2291 to 3643 code for a protein of 450 amino acids.
UCUAGGCCAGGUUGGCUUGGAAUUAUAUAACCCUAGCUGGUCAUCAUCUCAAGGCACUCUCUCUGCCUCAUCGCCUCAAACUCUGGGGUUACAAGUAUCAGCCACUAUUACAGGCUGAAAAUGUAAAAGUGGGGAUGCAAUUUAGUGAUAAGAGUGAUUGUCUAGUAUCAAGGCUCUGAAUGUUGUAAUCUGCUGGCCUGCUCUAUCACCUGGACACCCUGUCCCUUUAAGACACAAGCUCCUAGUCCCCCUCCCCCCCCCUUUCCACCAAGGCACACAGAUCUUCCACCUCCUCUCCAGCCCGCUCUCUUGCUCUCUCUCUCUGUCCUUUCCUUCUGGAGAGGCAACUUCUGCCUCUCUCUCCCUUCUUCUCCCCUUCCCUCUCCCCUGCCACAAUCCACUAAAUAAACUCUAUAUCCCAGCUCUCUGUCUGUCUCUCGCUCUCCAUCAUCUCCCACCCGCAAAAGGAUCCGCAGAGGCCUCGGGUGGCCCCGCCCUGCCGCCCCGCCCCUGUUGCCCCUUGUGGGACUGCUGCCCUCACAUAGGGCUGGCCUCAGGUCCUACCUCUUUAUAAAUGAUAACACUGAGUCUGAAUCCCAGCAUAUCUCUCUCUCUCUCUCUCUCUCUCUCUCUCUCUCUCUCUCUCUCUCUCUCACACACACACACACACACACACACAGAGUAAUAAUAUGAUGGCCUAGUACAGUGUGGUGCGAACUUGCAGUUCUAACUACUUAGGCUAGGAAGGAAUACUACUUGAUUUUGGUAAUUUGGGACCAGCCUGAAUAGAAUAGCAAGAACACUUCUUUUUUUUUUUCAGUCACUGUGGCUGAUUUCCUUUAUCAUCAUUAUUGCCAUUUGUCACAUCAUGUUUCCUGCCAAACACUUUUUAUUUGGAUUUUUUUUUUGUUUUGUUUUUCGAGACAGGGUUUCUCUGUAGCUUUGGAGCUGUCCUGGAACUACCAGGCUGACCUCGAACUCACGGAGAUCCUCCUGCCUUUGCCUCCUGAGUGCUAGGAUUAAAGGCGUGCACCACCACCACCUUAUCUAGUUUACACUAGUUUUAUGUUAAUACAGCCUUCAAAUUGUAGUCAGGGUUUAGACAGACGCCUUCGAUCCCAUCCCCAGCACUACAAAACAAACAAGUAGUUUGGUCAGGAGUGAGGGUUUAGGAAUGGGAUGGGGAAAUGGGGCUCAGUAGAGGAGCAUUUCCUUAAUAUGUGCAAGGGUGCAAGGCCUUGGGUCCCCUUCCCAUCCCUCCAAGGGAGGCACGGAGAAGUCAAGGCUUGAAUUAGUGUGUUUCCUACUUUUUAUUUAUCUAUUUAUUUAUUUAUUUAUUUAUUUAUUUAUUUAUUUAUCUAUCUAUCUAUCUAUCUAUUUAUUUAUUAUGCCUGCAGGCCAGAAGAGGGCGCCAGACCUCAUUACAGAUGGUUGUGCGCCACCAUGUGGUUGCUGGGAAUUGAACUCAGGACCUUUGGAAGAGCAGGCAAUGCUCUUAACCACUGAGCCAUCUCUCCAGCCCCUUUUUUUUUUUUUUUUUUUUUUUUUUUUUUUGAUUUUUCUAGACAGGGUUUCUCUGUAGCUUUGGAGCCUGUCCUGGAACUCACUCUGUAGACCAGGCUGGCCUCGAACUCACAGAGAUCCUCCUGCCUCUGCCCUCCUCCUCCCCCCCCCCAGUGCUGGGAUUAAAGGCGUGCGCCACCACUGGCGGCAGCAGUGUGUUUCGUACUUAAGAUUCUCUCUAGGAGUCGUCACAAUGUCAUCUGAGGGCCCUAUCAGGGAAGCAGUCACUUCAAAAGCCUUUACAACGUAGAGAGAGAGUCGCUGCAAGCGGGAGGACAAGGGGCCGGGCGGGACAGGGGCACCUGCGUGGCUGGCCUGCCAGUCGUGCCCAGCCUGCGCUGCCCCCACCCGGCCCCGGCCCCCACCGGUACUGGUGGGGCAGCUUUUCCUGAUCCCGUCUCCUCCUUCCUGGUCUCCUCCCGGUCUGACCGAUCCCCAGCCUCCUUGCUGCUUCAAGAUUCUAAAACUGCGAUUUCCUACAAUCCUACUCACUGUCACUUUGGACUUGUUCUGCCUCUUUGCUCCCAAACAGUCUUCGAAACCGGGACUCCCUCCCCUCUCCUAAAAGUCUUCCCUCCAACCCACUUCAGACCUUGUUCUCCCCCUCCCUGGAUUAGGCAUUCACAUCCCUUCCAAAUUAACCCCCACCCCAACUCUCCAAAUACUUGACACCGCCUUCACUGAGGACCGCCAGCCUUGAUUUUGUACCCAGCACAACAGCGCUAUCAUGGAGGCUGUGUUCCCCUUGGUAAACUGGACGGUCCCGGUGCUGGACUGGAUGGGCCCAGUGCUGGAGUGGUUGACUUUCCUGUUGGAUCUUAACUUUUUGUUUGUGUCCUUCCUCCUGGCAAGCUUGGCCUGGCUUUUGGCCCUCAUCUACAACCUGUCACACACGGUACUGACUUAUUUCCUCCACUUUGGGCAAGUCCUGCUCUCGUUACUGGCCUUGGUUGAAGCACUGGUCGAAUUUACCUUUGUGGGGUUGCAGCCCUUGUUUGCUUUUCUCUACAGCUGCUAUUCUAGCUUGGAGAGCUUAAAGCUCCUAGGGCACCUGGCCUCUCAUGGAGCUCUGAGGAGCCAAGAAGUACUGACCAGGGGCAUCCUGAACAUGGUCUCCAGCAACCAUGCUUUGCUGUGCCAGGCCUGUGACAUCUAUGGCAUUGCCAUGAGCCUGGUGGCCUAUGUGAUCAAUAGUCUGGUCAACAUCUGCCUCGUCAGCACUCAGAACCUCUUUUCCCUGGUGCUGGCCCUGUGGGCUGCCAUGGCAGGGGCUCCUUGGCAGAUGCUAGACGUGCUGGUGGCUUUCCUCACUCACCUUUCUAGCAGUGGGAUGGCCAUGGCCAACCUCCUCUGGACCCCCUACCAGCUAGGGCUAGAGCUGUUGGCCUCAGUGGUCCUCCUCCUGGCCGGCUCUAUGCUUUCCAAUCUUACUAUUUUCGUGUUGUUGGUUUGUAUGUUGGCAGUGACUUUGACUGUGUUAUACCCAGAUUUUACCUUGAGGCUAGCCACCGGAGCACUCAAUCAGCUCCAUGCCCGACUAUCCUACCACCAGCUCCGAGAAGAUGUUGUUCGGCUCUGUCGCCUGGCACUGGGUCUGGAGGCCUGGCGCCAAGUCUGGAGACUUAGCCUGCAGCUGGCCAGCUGGCCGAAUCAGGGAGGAGCGCUGGGGGCCCCACAACGUGUUGCCAGGAGGAUGUCUUCAGCCAGAAUCCAGGGACAAGACAAUCUUCGUGAAGAAGAAGAAGAAGAAGGCGACGAUGACGACGACAACGACGACGAAGAGGACAAAGAGGACAUCAGGAGCUUCAGAUCGGUAUCCACAUCCUCUAGAGGCCGAGAGAGACUCAAUGAGGAUGAACUUCCAGCAAGGCACGACCCAUGGAGGCUGCUGGAGGAGCAGGAGGCGAGGAAGAGAUGUGUCAUCUGCCAGGACCAGAGCAAGACCGUGCUGCUUCUGCCCUGCCGGCACCUGUGCCUGUGCCAGGCCUGCACCGAGAUCCUCAUGCACCAACCUCUCUACUUCCGUAACUGCCCACUCUGCCGCCACCGCAUUCUGCAAACCCUCAAUGUCUACCUCUGAUGACUCCCUCCCUGCCCGCCCACCCACUGCCCUCCACACAGUGGGACCACUUCAGCAUUUUGCCUCUGGGUUUUGGCUAAACCUGAAUUUGGGACUAUUUACCCUGAGGCACUCAGUUCCUGGAUGAACUUCAGGAGGGAUUCCCAGAUUUCAGCUCAUUCCUCUCACACCUCCUACGGCACCGAACAUGGUAUCCCUCCCAGUCUCUUCGUGGCAUUCUGCAUUUCCCUAGAGUUCAAACAAGUGGCUAGGCCUUGGGGCAUGCAGUGCCAUUAGGUCUGCCUGCCCAGUUUCUAAAAAAAUAAAUAAAACAUAUAGAAGAACGAAGGGCUUCAGUUUCCUAUUGAAUGUUCCUUAGCUCCUAUAGUCUAGCCAACCAGCCUCUAGCUUUUGCCACUUAAAAUGCCCCAAGUUGCCAGGCGUAGUGGUAUCCACCUUUAAUCCCAGCACUUGGGAGGCAGAGGCAGGUGGAUAUCUGUGAGUUUGAGGCCAGCUGGGCUACACAGAGAAGCCCUGUCUGGGGGGCAAAGUGGGGUAUACUACACCUCAGGUGGUUGCUUGCUUUAACAAAAGCAGCAGAGUAAGAGUCUCCUCAGUAGAUGGUUGUUUCAUCUUUAAUGUACAAAUAUGUUACAUAAUAACCUGUCACACACUUGAUAGGAGUGGGUUAUAUAAUAAAAGAUGUGAACAUCAAGACAUGGGAGAAAUGGAAGCCAUCACAAGUGUGUGUCCAUUAUAUUGGUGUUUAAUCUUCAGGUCUAGAAAGAAAUGUACUUUUUUGUGUGUGAUUUGAGGCAGAGUCUCACUAUGCAGCCCUGGCUGGCCUUGUACUUACUGUGUAGCCCCAACUGGCCUUAGUCUUGCAGCCAUCCUCCUGCCUCAGGCUUCCAUGAAGGCCCUCAGGAAAAGAUUUGCAUUCUGAUAUCAUCUAUGACCCUGGGGAUAUAUAGAGGUAACCAAUAGGUUAGA